AACUCAGUGAGUUUAUUCCGUUUAUUCAUCAGUCUAUGGCUAUUAGUUGAUUUUCAAAAUAAGCAACGUGCACUGAACAGUUGCAGAUUUUUGUGGUUCGUUAAAUAUAGAAAAAAUAAGCAACCGGUAACAACUCUUAGGUGAUAAAAUUUGGUGUAAACCUUGACAAACAAAGAUCCAUUUAUUCCGGUGGCCAAGCAAGAGCAACAGAUCGGCCUCUAAGCAAAGUUUCGGACGAUCUAAAAUUUUAUCCGCAUAAAAUUUCUGGUAUAAAAUGAUACUUUUUCUUGUGGGCUUUGCUGCCAUGCUAGCAUGGUUUGUGAAAUAUCUUUAUAACAAGUGUUUUGGGAAAGAAGAUGAAUCUAUUUAUAGAAAAGGAUAUGAAGAGCAAUGGUUUGGCAGGGGUACUUCAACAGGUAGUUCAGAAAUCGAUGCCACAAUUCAUCCAUUUAAAAUACAAGUACCUGAUGAAGUACUCUCUGAUUUAAAGAAUCGUAUUGAGAGAACGCGUUAUGAGGAAUCCUUGGAAGAAGUGAGUUUUGAGUAUGGUUUUCAUUCCAGUUAUCUUUAUGAUGUUGUCAAUUAUUGGAAAAACCAAUAUGAUUGGAGAAAGCAAGAAGAACAACUCAACCAAUAUCCUCAUUUUAAGACUCAAAUUGAAGGAAUCGAUGUCCACUUUGUUCACGUUAAACCAAAUAUACCCGCAGGAAAAAAUUUGAAGGUAAUCCCUCUACUCUUGGUUCAUGGGUGGCCUGGUUCUUUCUAUGAGUUCUACAAGAUGAUCCCAAUGCUCACCACUGAAAAGGACAAUCAGAAUUUUGUAUUUGAAGUAAUCUGUCCAUCUAUUCCUGGAUAUGGAUUCUCAGAGUCACCACAUCACAAAGGAUUCAAUCAAAGAGCUGCAGCCAGAAUAUUUGUAACAUUGAUGACACGCCUCGGGCACUCCAAGUUUUAUAUUCAAGGGGGAGACUGGGGAUCCUUAAUUGUUCAACUAAUUUCCAAAUUCUAUCCUAAUAAGUUGAUGGGUGUACAUACCAACAUGUUUGCUUUGAGAUUUAACUUUUUCAACAUAAUUAAAUAUACGCUGGCACAUUAUUUCCCUUUCCUUGUGACUCCUCAAGAAUAUAAAGUUGGUUUUCCUUUUAAGAAAGUUGUGGGAACACUUCUACAAGAAACUGGAUAUUUCCACAUACAGGCCACAAAACCAGAUACCGUUGGCACUGGCCUGGCUGAUAGCCCAGUUGGAUUGGCAGCCUAUAUUCUAGAGAAGUUCUCCACUUGGACUGACAAAGAGAACAGGCAGCUUCCGGACGGUGGUUUGACGAAGAAAUUCACUCUGGAUGAGCUCUUGACAAACGUCAUGAUAUACUGGGUGAACAACAACAUCAAAGCAUCCCAAAAGUUUUAUAAGGAGUAUAUCUUGGAUCCAGACAGAGAUUCCUACGACAGGAUGCCCAUAACUGUACCUCUUGGUGUGGCCUUUUUUCCCAAUGAAUUGUUCCUCACCCCAAAAAUGUUCAUCUCAAAGAAAUUGAUUCCUAACCUUGUGUCCUUCACAUAUAUGCCCAGAGGGGGUCACUUUGCAGCAUUUGAAGAACCCCGGUUGAUAGCAGACGAUGUGUGGAAGUUUGUGAAAUUGACAGAGGAAAGAGUCUGAUUUAGAAAACACCUUAAAAUUGUUAUGCAGAUCAAGGUAUAACUUUUCAUAGUAUAUACUUUUUUCAAUUUUCAAAUUUUUGAACACACCAUUUAUUUGUUGAAUUUUCUCAUAUUUACAUACAUGAAUAAAUAAUUAUUGUGUUCUUUAUUAAAGGUGCUGUAUUAUGUUUAGAUUUUAACACAUCAUUUUAUAUAAUUACUGGUUCAAAAUGUUUUUAAAAGUGUGUUGAACAUUACAAAUUGUGAUAAUUUUCAGAAGUGAAAUUGGUGUAUUUCCGUUUUGUUAUCAUGCUUCUGUUUGCUUUACAUAUGAUCUAAACAACUUUCUAGACUUUUCUUUUUUAACUUCUCUUCAAAAAAUAAAUCAAUAAAUAAAACUCUCAUUUUAAUAAUGUUUUGGAGAAACAUCAAAUGUAUAAUUUAUUUUUAAAAAAAAUUUUAAAAAAAAUCUUGAUUAUGUAUUUUUUUUCUUCAUGUUUUAUGAGUAAUGUUGACAUAUGUCCUAAGAUUUAAGGAAGUUUCACAAAAAGUAUGUAAAGUUCACUGGAAAUGUAUUUUUGUUUUGUUACAAGAAUAUUAAAAAAAUUAUCUUAUCAAUUUCAAAAAUAAUUGUAAAAGUUGUUUUGUAUUAACAUCAUUAUAUUUUUUUGUUUGUUGAUGCAGGACUAAAACAAAUUUUAAUCCAUUUACAUCAGUUCUUCAACUAAAAAGGGUUUCACUUAAGACUGUUGCAAAGAGAAAGUUUUCAUCAUUUAAGGAAAAUUUUUCUUUUGAAAAUCUGUUCAAAACCAUUGUAACUUCAAAAUUCAGUUUUCAACCAAAUCAUAUAAUUAAAAAAUUUUUUUUUCAUUUCCUUUAGUUUGAAUUGCUUUGUGUUAAAGUUAUAUUUUUAGUUUAUUAUAUUUUAUAUCGAUACUAUUUCCAGUUAUAUAUUUAAGUUGUAAUUUUAAUAACACAUGCCUUUGAGAAGUAUUAAGAAAGGCUUUAAAUUUGAAAUUCUUAGUCUAUUUUUCCGUCAUUUUUUUAUGAUUGUGAUUUUUUCUUCUUAUAAAAGUACACUAAUUAAGAAUAAUACUUUUAGGUAACGUAAAAAUUAUAAAAAUUAGUUUUAAUUAAUACAAAUUAAAGUGUAAUUCUGUAAUUACACGUAGAUUUUGAAUUUUUUUUUAUAGAAUUAUUUUUUCGGAAUUAUUUUUAUUGUUUUUUUUUUAAGUAAAUACUAAAUGAACAAAUAAAAUUUUACACUGUAUUUUAAAAUGACAAAAAUUGUUUAUCAUUGCUUAUUGCUUAGUGUAAUUUGAACUAUUGUAACUCCCUCUAUAUGGAUGUUUAUUACAUGUUUGUAAUAUAUUUUAGCACAUUCCAAAUGCAAUUUUUAAAAAUCUAUUUGCUUACUUAACGUUGAUCAAAUUUUUAAGUAUUUGCAUUGUACUACUCGUUUAAUAUGCAUUUUUUUAAUCGUUAAUGUUAAAAGUAUUUGCUCAAAAUUAUACACUAUUUUUUAUUGCUUAUAACAUUACUGUUUUUAAAGUUUUUCUCCUGUGGAGUAAGAAUAUACAAAUAAUUGAAAUCUUUGGAUAAAGUGGACCAAUGUUGAUUAUAUAGAGUAUUUAUGUUUAGAUUUUAUACCAUUGUUGUAACAAAUAUUGUAUUUUUUUAAUACAUUGUUUCAUAUUGAUACUGAAAUAUUAAUAAAAUUUUUGUUAAUUUUGC
Parasteatoda tepidariorum (common house spider) is the source of this 3372-nucleotide messenger RNA. RefSeq names its product epoxide hydrolase 1. Gene Ontology annotation, biological process: epoxide metabolic process. The record is from RefSeq and is a predicted model, not a curated record. Lineage: Eukaryota; Metazoa; Arthropoda; Arachnida; Araneae; Theridiidae. Gene Ontology annotation, molecular function: epoxide hydrolase activity.